AUGGGACGACGGGCGAAGCUUGACGACGAAACGAUCGUGUAUUACAUACGACGAGGGCUUUGUAUGAAACCAUUACAAACUGCCAUAGCCACGAUGCAUUUCAACACGCCGAGCGAAAUGCUAGUGGCCAUACGACGAUUUGUAGCGAACGAUCCGGGAACGAACGAUAGUUCCAAUAGCGUUCGGGGUGAACGAACGAAUAUACUCCGAUCGCCGCCGCUGCUGAAUGCUGCAAAUCAAAACUCGAGGUUAUGUUACAAUUGUUUCGAAAGAGGGCAUUUGUCGUUGAACUGUCCGAAGCCGCAACGAAGACCACGAUGCGUGAAAUGCAAUAGAACUGGCCAUGCGCAGAAUGACUGCCCGACAGCCGCGCGAACAGAAGCCAACCGCCGAGAGACAAUAAAUCGUAUAGCACAACACACAGACAACAAAUUGCUAACGAAGGCAGUGGAAAUAGGCGACGAUGAAUUUAAGUGUAUUGCGGACUCAACUAAACCAUUCGAGCCAGCACAACAACUUAAAGGGUUCGGUGGAGCUGUAUACCUUUGCAAUAAGACAAUAAUUGCAACAAUCAGAAUUGACGACGUGGUACUGGAGGGAGUUUUGUAUAUCGUGGACGACGAGCAGAUGGAUAAGCCGAUACUCAUUGGAACCAAUAUUCUACUGCAAGAAGGUAGGUGCUGCACAAUUCGUGGUCGUGAAUUUAAAAUGAAAUCGGAAUUCGAGAACAUACGAACCGGACCAAUAUCAUCAAUCGAUAAAGAACAACUGUCUGAAGUAUUGGAAAAAUGGCAUAAGUGUUUUUCUACUAAUUUAUCAACGAUCGGUCGUUCAAAUUCCACCGAAAUGGAAAUCCGUGUUACAACCAGCAAACCAGUCAGUCGACAGCCUUACAAGGUUCCGUUCCCGAGGCGAUUGAAAGUGGAAGAAAUGAUCGACGAGCUACUGAAAGCUGGAAUAAUUCGACCGAGCGAGUCGGAAUAUUCAUCUCCGGUCAUACUGGUCGCGAAAUCAGAUGGUACAGACCGGCUUUGUAUCGAUUAUCGAGCAUUAAACGCGAUUACAGUGAAGGAACCAUUCCCAGUUCCCAGUGUGGAAGAGCAAGUGGCACAAUUGGCCGGAAAUUCCUUCUUUACGACGCUGGAUUUCAUUUCAGGAUAUUACCAAAUCCCGAUUGCCGAAUCAUCAAAAAAUAUACGGCUUUCGCCACUCAUAUAG
Messenger RNA from Hermetia illucens (black soldier fly), 1218 nucleotides. RefSeq lists its product as uncharacterized. Lineage: Eukaryota; Metazoa; Arthropoda; Insecta; Diptera; Stratiomyidae. Gene Ontology annotation, molecular function: zinc ion binding; nucleic acid binding. The record is from RefSeq and is a predicted model, not a curated record. The coding region runs from base 1 to 1218 and encodes 405 amino acids. The transcript is spliced from 2 exons.